Molecule: messenger RNA, 2105 nt
Organism: Oryzias melastigma (Indian medaka)
Lineage: Eukaryota; Metazoa; Chordata; Actinopteri; Beloniformes; Adrianichthyidae
Gene: rnft1
Product: ring finger protein, transmembrane 1
Exons: 9
Coding region: 186-1463 (425 amino acids)
Biological process (GO): positive regulation of ERAD pathway
Cellular component (GO): endoplasmic reticulum
Molecular function (GO): ubiquitin protein ligase activity
Source: RefSeq, a predicted model, not a curated record
UUCACCUGCUCCCCGGUAAGACGUCAGUAGAAGAAGUCAGCUCACAGACGUCCAGUCAGCGUCAAAAAUGUCUCAUUGAGCUUAGCUUCACGGCUCAAAGCCCCGUGUUGCUUUUUGGUUUUAUUUUUCUUUGGUUUGGUUUUGGUGUCCUGGCUUUUGUCCUCCAUGGAGACCAAGAGUUUGCCAUGAAACUCCGGGUGCAGAAUGACAGGACUUCCAGAGGAAAAGUGAAACUCCGAGAGUCCUCCACGGUAAUGCAGCCUUCCUCCAUUGACGGAGGGGGUCAGACAGGACACGGUUUAUCCCUAACUUUGCAGCCAGAGCUGCUCACCAGGACUCCAGGCACCUCUGCUGCCACAACCGCCAUUCCCGACAAGUCCUUGGACGAAGUGCACGUUUCCAUGACUGGAGGGGAGUCUGGAGGAGGCGCGUCAUCCAGGAGAUCCCGGGUCCACUCCCAGAGCCACUCGCAUUCACACUCACAUGGACACGAUCAGGGUCUGCCCCGCUCCAGCUCAGACCAUGAUCUUGAUGCUCCAGACUCAGAUCCGGACUCCGGAGAGCCCAGCAGCUCCCUGUCUGAACUCCGCUGUCUGUUUCGCUGGAUUCAAAGAAGUCUUCCUUUCCUGGUCAUACUGUGUGCUAAACUAGUCAUCCAGCAUGUUUUAGGGUUAACAGUUGGGGUUGGCCUCUUUACAACGUUUUUAUAUGUCAAUAAAAAUAUUCAAAUUCAAGUAUUUCUUCAGGGUCGUCAUUCAAAGCUGCAGUGUUUGUGGCUGAUCGUCUUCCUGUCCUCCUCCACUCUCUUGCUUUACUACACCUUUCUCCCAGAGAAACUUUACCAAUGCCUGAUCCUUCUGAACCCAGCUGUCCACCCACUGGGUUUCUGGGAGGUUCUUUGGGUGGUCGGCAUCACCAACUUCAUCAUAAAGUUCAUCUUUAUGGGGAUUAAGUGCCUAAUCUUGCUGCUGCCCUGCUCCGUGGUGACCCACAGCACUCAGGCGCGGGGGCUGAUGUUGUCUGAGGAGCUGAGUCAAGUUCACCAGGCUGUGGCUCCGGUUCCUCUGUGGUUCCGCUACCUGGUCACCAUUCAAGAGACUGACGGUCCUGCUGGGCUCACACUGGGGAUCCUGCUGGCUUUGGUCUACCUCAUUUUGAAACUUUUAGGACUGUACAGCCAGUGGACGUCUGUAUUAAAAACUGUGAGGAUUUUUCUGUCGGGUGAGGAUACAGGGACUCCAGCAACCAGGAGUCAGUGCAGCGAGGCUGGAAAUGUUUGCCCCAUCUGUCAGGGAGAGUUCAGAGGUCCACAGGCUCUGCUCUGCCAGCACAUCUUCUGUGCCGAAUGCAUCACCCUGUGGUUUAACCGGGAGAAGAGCUGCCCCCUCUGCCGCACAGUCAUCACAGAGAAGGUCUUCAAGUGGAGGGACGGUGCCACGUCUCCACACCUGCAGAUUUAUUAAAGCAUUAGAGCACAAGUCCUGAUGAUGUUACGGCAGGUACACUGUUUAGGUGGUAAUCUUAAGGGCUGGGUCCUCUGAGGGCCAAACCGUAGGAUCCCACAUUUUGCACAAAAUAUUUUCUUAAUUUACUUCUAUCUCCAAGUACUUUGUUUUUCUGAUGUCAACCGUCAUGUUUUAGUUUCAUUAGCAUCACAAUGUUGGGAAGGGCCAUUGUUGUGUCGUCUCUUUGUUUUUUUGGAGUUGUAAGAGUAUAAUAGAAUCACAAGUAUUUUAAAAAGAUUUUUUCCUGUAAUGCACCUGAACAAGUCCUGUCCUAUCCAGUGUUUUUUUCUAUGGACUCCUCUUGAUUUUUCUUUGGUGGGGGGGUAUAUACUUUUGCAUUUAUGCAUAAAAGCAGGAGCCUUGCAACGUCCCGGCUUCAAAUGAUCAUAUGACCGUGAUGCUCCAGUUGGGGGUGGGGCACUUUACAUUUGUCAAGACUGAUGGGGAAAAAACAGUAACUUGUGAUUGACGCUCAAAUUAUUUUUUUAUUCAGAUUGAGCUUUAAUCCUGUUUGUGUAAGAACCAAAGACUGGGAUCUAUUUUCUGGAGAUUUCACUUUUAUUCAUAAAUUUUCUGAAUAAAGAUUUACAGUUUCAAUUA